GUAGUAGUACAAUGCUGAAGAAAAUAGACAUGGCCGCCGCAAAGAGGGCGGAGUGAUGUGCCGUGUCAGAAACUUUCUCUCGGAAUAUGGCAGCUGGAGCGUGAUACAUUCUUUUCUGUACAUCAAGGAACCCCACACAAUUAUUUAAAGGAUCAUAAAUGACAGUAAAUGGCUGAAAUCGCAUUAAAGAGGAGUCUACCGAUUGGUUUCCAUGGAGACAACAUCAACGAGUGAUCCCAUCCCUUCUGAAGAAGGGAAUCCCGAGGGCCCGGGAAGCCCUGAACUGGAGUUGUUAGCAAAACUCGAAGAAGCAAACAGGAAACUGGAAGCUGAUGAGAAGUCUUGCAACGCCCUGGUAGCUCGCUCCCCCACCCCUGGGCACUCAAGGAAAGGCUCUGGCUCUAGUGUGAUCUCUACCACUUCCUCAAACAGCCACUACAGCGCUCAAGUCUCCUACGAGGAGGAGGCAGCUGCCAAUCCAUCUGAAAACUUAUGGGAGACAUGGGGGCGUCUCGUCAACGAGUGGGACAGUAUCAAGAAGAAAACAGGCUACAUCAAGGAAUUGGUUCGGAAAGGGAUUCCACACCAUUUCCGUGGUCUAGCCUGGCAGCUGUUGCUUGGUGUGAACGACUCUCAGUUCAAACAGCUGUACGCAGAAUAUCUCAAGAAAACCUCACCGUGUGAGAAACUUAUUCGCCGAGAUAUUGCAAGGACUUUCCCUGAUCACGAUUUCUUCAAGGAGAAGGAUGGAUUAGGACAAGAAAGUCUUUUCAAUGUCAUGAAGGCGUACUCUCUCCACGACCGGGAGGUUGGGUACUGUCAGGGCAGCGGCUUCAUCGUGGGACUUCUACUUAUGCAGAUGCCAGAGGAGGAAGCAUUUGCUGUCCUAGUCCGCCUGAUGCAGGAGUUCCGCAUGAGGGAGAUGUUCAAGCCCAGCAUGGCGGAGCUGGGGCUGUGCAUGUACAAGCUGGAGUGCCUCAUCCAGGAACUGCUGCCGGACUUGUACCUGCACUUUCAGACUCAGAACUUCCACACCUCCAUGUACGCAUCCUCGUGGUUCCUGACGCUCUUUACCACGUCACUGCCACUGUCUCUUGCCUGCCGUAUCAUGGAUAUAUUCAUAUCAGAGGGGAUGGAGAUGAUAUUCCGAGUGGGGAUGGCCAUUCUACAGACUAGUCACGAGGACCUGAUGUCUCUUGACAUGGAGGGCAUGCUUAAGUACUUUCAAAAAGAUGUUCGCGCAAAAUAUGAAAAUGACACUGAGCUCCUUCUCAAAACAGCAUAUCAAGUUCGAUAUAGUACCAAGAAAAUGAAAAAGUUGGAGAAGGAGUACACUGCCUUGAAAAGCAAAGAAAAUGAGGAACAGAUAGAACUGCGGAGGCUGAGAACAGAAAAUAGAUUACUCAGGCAAAGAAUUGAUAAUCUUGAAAAGGAGUCUGCAUCUCUGGCAGAUCGACUUAUUCAAGACCAGGUGAUCCGGGCCCAAGAGGCUGAGGAAAUGUAUGCUCUGAAAAAUGAGCUCUCAGUUCUCAAACAGUCUCACUAUGAAGCUCAGAAGAAACUGGAAGAUGCUGACAUACUCAUUGCCGAGGUUAAGAGAAGAGGCAUAAAUGGUUUCAAAGACCUCAAUUGUGGACACUGGACGCUGUGCAUAGAUGAGGCGGAGUGUCUGACCGACGAGAGUGCCAAGACCAUCAUAAAGCAGCUUCAGGAGGAGCUGAUCGGUGUGCGGCUGAAGGAGACAGAGACCAACAUGCUCAUCAAGGAACUCAAGACCAAGAUCAAGGAGCUAGAGGAUACGAACCUGAAGAUGCAACGGGCGCCCAGCAAUGAUGUACAGCACCUACAGGAGGAGCUGAUUGCAGUGAAGCUGCGGGAAGCAGAGGCCAACCUGUCCUUGAAGGAGCUCCGCCAGAAAGUCAACGAGAUUGAGACCUAUUGGGAGACAUACAUGGAGAGGCAAAACAGUGUGACGUCACCGAAGGAGAAGAGCAGCAAGCAGGAGAUCAAGCACCUGCAGGAGGAGCUGAUGACAGUGAAAGUGAGGGAGGCCCAGGCUCUGGCAGAGAGCAAGGAGACCAAGCAGAAGGUCAUGGAGCUUGAAACACAAAACCACAUAUGUACCAAUCAAAUUCGCCGAAUGGACGAAGACAGCAAAUUAUUGAAAACACGUCUUCAGGAAGCUGCAGAAUCUGAUCGGGAGAUGAAAACCACUAUUAAGGAGCUUUUGCGUAAAAUAGAUGACAUGGAGUCAAGGAAAAAGGAAGAGUCUAUGAUGGCUCGUAUUAAAGAGGCAGAAAAUACUUCUAUGAUAGCUGAACUUAAACAGAAAAUAGCAAGUAUUGAAAUUCAGAAGGAGGAGAUGUUGGCUGCGGGUCAGCUACACGCAGAGGAGGACACCGAGGACCUUGAGAACCAGAUCUUUGAUCUGCAGGAUGAGGUGAUGCAACUGAAGAUGACUUUCUCACCACCUAAUGGAGGCCUGCUCGGGGACAGUAUCUACAAUGAUGAUUCAGCUGACGAUGUUAGUGAAGCUUUGGAGGACUCUGAGAGUCUCAACCGAACUCUGUCAGAGCUUGUUGAGGGCAAAGGGAGCCCGUUGCUUCUAGAAAACGGUGACAAUGACAGUGUGCCCAAUGGCAUCUCUGUGAUUUCAGUAGGAGAGGAGCUAGGAAAUGGGCUUGAUAGUAAAAAAGAAGUGCUGAAGAAUGGUGGCAGUGCUGUGUCAACAACAGAGGAGUGUUCAGAGAGUGUCCCAGAUGGCUGAACUAUGAACUUGGUGCAUGCUGCAUGUUGUUGUUGUCUGUAGCCACUCCGCCUCAAGAAUGCGCGUGUGCAUGCACGUGCAUGUGCGUGCAUGCCGCCCCACCAAACACGCUCCUCGUACAAGUGCCAAAUGUUGUUGUCAAGGUUAUAAAUGACAUUCAGAGCUCCUUGGAAUAUUCAGCCACUGUUGCCAGGCUACAAGGCAAUAGUACAGUUUUGUGUUCAAAUAUCUGGUACAAAUAAAAUGAAGAAAGGGAAGAAGUACAUUUUUAUAAGUGAAAUGUUGCCAAUAAUUCCUGUGGAAAUAUUUUGAAUUUAACUGUUCAGUUCAUAAACUUUCAGAAUUGUUUGUUAUUUAUGAGAGAACGCAUGUAUCAUUUACAUUAAUGUGUCUCUAAGCGAAUCUUUAGGGAGUCUUAAGUCAGAAAUGGUAAGAUUGACUACAUCUAAUAUUUAAAUUAGUUAGCUCAGUCUUGAUGGGAGAAAUUCCACGAGUAGAAACAGUUCACAAUGUUUCAUGGAACUCUCCCUCAGUAAGUCAGUCUGGGUCCAGAAUAAAACCAUGCGUGUGACAGGUCCAUCUAACCAAGACAAUCCAAGGGGCUCUGAAUGCUGGCCUGCAAUACUCAGAUCGGAGCAAGGAAGAUGGUACGCAGCUGGAUUGCAUGAUGUGGAAACAGGCAGUCAAACGUCACUCACUCAUUCACUCACUCACUCUCCACUUGUUUGUGAUAACUUAUUUAUAAAAUAUUUUGAAAUGUUCAACCAUAUGUGUUGGAUACUGAUGUGAUGAAAGUUUUGUUGUCUUUCAGAUUUUAUUUUCAUGUAGAAUUAUCAGCUUUGAAUAUGCAAUUUCAAUGUAGUUAUUGGACAAAAUAUGGACGUCUGUAUCACGAAUUACUAACAUAUAGUGUGUUGGUGGAAGCUGUUUGGACAAGGGCUGCCGUGUCUCUUUGACAAAACUGCAAGGCAAGCAAACUGUCUCAAAUGAGUUUGUCAUGGUUUGUCUGAAAACUUUGAAAAACGAAAUUGAAAGUUUAAGCCUCAAGAAUAUGGGGAUUUUCACUUUACAUUGUAUUUAACUAAUCAACAAGUUUCAUUAAGAUUGUUGUUUGGUAGAUUCUUUUGCAAAGGUCUAACAAGACACUCAUGAUGACAGGACUUAAGAUUUUGCGAUAUUGUUUUGUUUGAAACAAUGUCUUACAAACCUGCUAACUUUAAAAUGUAGCAUGGCUCUACGAUCUGUCAGUCAGUAAAUUCGUUUUUUACACACUUGUAAAGCUUUGAUUAAAAACAGGAUCAAGAACACAAACGUUGUGAUUGUGAAUACGGGAGUGGUGCAUCUGUGACAAAAUCAGUGACUUCCCGUUGUUGUUAUUGUUUUGCACACAUCCUACAUGCUCUGAGUCUUCUUUCUUUUCAAUUUUUUCUUUCCAAGAUUCCUGAUUGUGUUAAGCUCUUCGAAACCAAACCAUACUGUAAUAGUGUAUCAUCAACUUUUAUUUCUUCAAACCUUUACCUUCCUUAUACACCACCACACUUCUGCAUAUGUUGUAGUUAGCACCUGGCAUGGUCACAGAUUGUCAGUACUUUAAUCGCUGAUGGUCACUGAUGUUGUCUCACCUCGGCACUGGGCAUCCUCCUUUAUUCCACUUACUUAAGGCAUUCAGUAACCCUAUCUCUGUCACAUCUCAACUAACCAUAUUGAAAAGACUCUGGAACAAGCCUUUGAUUUUCCCAAAUUUCUUGUGACAAAGUUUUGACUUUAACUCUUCAAUAACAUGCCCAACACUUUGUGAGUCGAUUUGAUAGAAAUAUCUCUGAAAUCUAUUACCAUCUUUUGUGAAUGCUUGUAGUAAGCACUAUUUUUCAAUAUCAAAUAUGACACAAGAUGUUCUUUUAGGACGAUCAAGGGUAAAACCGUUUUGAUAUUUGUGUUUAACUUUGCAAUAUGGCUUUGUCCAACUGUUCGCGUCAUUAUGCAGCAAAGUAACUGUUGUGUUUCUUGGUCUAGCAUCUGCCAGAAAAACCUGUGUUUAAGAUCUGAUGGUUAUUGCUAUGGCAAAAUGAAUGUUUUGCUCAGACAACCGGUUCUACAAUGUUGAGAUAUUAUGACAAAAAUGUUGAUUCUACCAAAAAUACCUUUCACGAUAACUAGCAAAGAAUAACUCAACUAUACACACAGUCAGUAUACACACAUCUUUGCAAUAUCACCUUAUAUUUGUUAUUAUACAGACAUUUAUCAAACGCUUAGGGCCAGGCCAAUCGCAUUUCUUGGUUCACAGAGAAUAGAGGGAAGAAACAGCCUGGUAUAAAAGAAAUUAUUUAUCAUGCUAGUUGAUUCUAAAUAUGCAUGGUUGGUUUAUUUUACCUGAAGGCCUUGGAACAUAUUGAAUUUGGCUAAAAACAAAGGUUUGAUCAAGUAGUGGAUUGCAGUAAGCAAGCAACACAAUAUUUUUGUUAUUUUUUGGCCCAUCUGUGAAAUGAAAAAAGGCAGUUGCUCUGGCUUUAAUAUACAAGGCUAAACAUUUAUGUCAGAUAUGUUCAGGAUUUGAAUGAAAUCACUCACAAAAAGACUAUUUGUGUCGUCUCUGGAGCAGUGGCUUUAUUGAGAUAUAGGAAUGGUCAUGUCAUGGUCACCUCUGGUUUAUUAAUAUUUACAGCUGUUGCUACCAUGAUUAUGUUUUUGUCUGAGAUAUUGAAUGUGUGAAAAACAUUAGAACAUAAAUACUCACAUAAUCACAAAAAGGUCACCAAUGAUAUAACAUAUAUAUCAUAAUAGGUUAUGAAAGCAAUGUUGGAGUUAACCAUAUGUUUUACAUUUUCAUGCUGGCUUACAAAGUCAAUAUGGUUUAAUUUCCCACCAAAACCAGUUUCAGAGACUUCAAAAGAAGUUAAGGACCACCCCAUUCGUUCAUAUUACAAUGUUAAUGUCUUGCUAUGACAGAUUAACUCUAGUAAGAUAAUAGGGUCAAGUGGUCCUUAACUUCUAUUGAGUAGUAUAAGUUAAUGUUUUAACUAGCAACUUGUUAAAGAUUUUUGUUCUCCAUUGUUAAACGCAUGCCUUUUUGUUGGGCUUUAAAGUUGUAGACAAUAAUCUCUACUAUCCUGUUACAUGGCUCUGUUCUGUAUUAGGCACUGAUGGGCAUUGAUUGUUAUGCUGGUUAGUUGAGGGCUAGUUAUGUUGUAUAAAUGGUUGAUAGGUGUUAUGACUGUCCAUGAAAUUUUACGGAAAUAAUUUGUAUUUUCUUAAGUUUUAAGAUAUAUAUAUAUACAUGUGUAUUGUAUAGUUGAUGCAAUUGUUUGUGCAGCAAAUAUGUAAAGUUGUAUGUGGCAAUGCAAAUGUGUAUGUUGUACAUAUAUGUGACAUUGUAUAAAGAAUUAUUUUAAAGUGAAAA
This is a messenger RNA of Haliotis rufescens (red abalone), 6164 nucleotides long. Its product is annotated as ecotropic viral integration site 5 ortholog-like. Bases 212 to 2767 code for a protein of 851 amino acids. NCBI's taxonomy places the organism in Eukaryota, Metazoa, Mollusca, Gastropoda, Lepetellida, Haliotidae. The record is from RefSeq and is a predicted model, not a curated record. The transcript is spliced from 22 exons.